AUGGCUCGACACCGUCGUGAUCUGAAUCACGGUAUCGUGCUGAACACUGAGAGCGAGCGAAUAGCACGCAAAUGGCGAGCAAGACAACCAAACCGAGUGCAACAGAACCAGCGAUACUUGCCGGUGGAAACGAAAACGGCGAAGCUUGAUUUGGCGGCGGACUCGGCGGCGGACUCGGCGGCGGACUGGGUGGUGGACUGGGUGGCGGACUGGGCGGCGGACUGGGCGGCGGACUGGGCGGCGGACUCGGCGGCGGACUGGGCGGCGGACUGGGCGGCGGACUGGGUGGUGGACUGGGUGGCGGACUGGGCGGCGGACUGGGCGGCGGACUCGGCGGCGGACUCGGCGGAGGAUUUGGUGGCGGACUCGGCGGAGGAUUUGGUGGCGGACUCGGCGGCGGACUCGGCGACGGACUCGGCGGUGGAUUUGGUGGUGGACUCGGCGGUGCAUUUGGUGGCGGACUCGGCGGUGGAUUUGGUGGCGGACUCGGCGGUGGAUUUGGUGGUGGACUCGGCGGUGAAUUUGGUGGCGGACUCGGUGGCGGACUCGGCGGCGGACUCGGCGGCGGACUCGGCGGCGGAUUCGGCGGCGGACUUGUUGGCGACGCCGAAGGCGUUGGUGGAAAUUGCGGUAGUGGCGGAUUUGGCGGCGGAUUUGGCGGCGGACUCGGCGGUGGAUUUGGUGGUGGACUUGGCGGCGGACUCGGCGGCGGACUCGGCGGCGGACUCGGCGGUGGAUUUGGUGGUGGACUCGGCGGUGGAUUUGGUGGCGGACUCGGCGGUGGAUUCGAUGGUGGACUGGGCGGUGGAUUUGGUGGCGGACUCGGCGGUGGAUUUGGUGGUGGACUCGGCGGCGGUGGAUUCGGCGGUGGAUUUGGUGGCGACGCCGAAGGCGUUGGUGGAAAUUGCGGUAGUGGCGGAUUCGGCGGCGGACUUGGCGGUGGAUUCGGCGGCGGACUGGGCGGCGGACUUGUCGGUGGACUCGGCGGCGGAUUCGGCGGCGGAUUCGGCGGUGGAUUCGGCAGUGCCACCGCCGUAG
Molecule: messenger RNA, 1038 nt
Organism: Ostreococcus lucimarinus CCE9901
Lineage: Eukaryota; Viridiplantae; Chlorophyta; Mamiellophyceae; Mamiellales; Bathycoccaceae
Exons: 2
Coding region: 1-1038 (345 amino acids)
Source: RefSeq, a predicted model, not a curated record